Messenger RNA from Sebastes umbrosus (honeycomb rockfish), 8182 nucleotides. RefSeq names its product RAB11 family interacting protein 3 (class II) (gene rab11fip3). The transcript has 14 exons. Gene Ontology annotation, cellular component: recycling endosome membrane; midbody; cleavage furrow. Gene Ontology annotation, molecular function: calcium ion binding. The record is from RefSeq and is a predicted model, not a curated record. NCBI's taxonomy places the organism in Eukaryota, Metazoa, Chordata, Actinopteri, Perciformes, Sebastidae. Bases 2657 to 4453 code for a protein of 598 amino acids. Gene Ontology annotation, biological process: endocytic recycling; regulation of cytokinesis.
GGAGGGAGGAUGGGACACUGCUGAUGCUGAUGCGAGAGCUUUCAGUGUCUGUGAUCAACAUCGGUGGACUGACUGCCUGCUCAAACGAUGGAGCUUUUUGCUCUUAUCUUACACCUCUUUAGUUGUCACCGUUGGCUUCGUGCGACUGUGACUUGAUGGUGUUUUUUUUGAGGACAUAACAGAAGGAUAACAAGAAGAAGAAUCUCAGCGGUUUCGUCUCGUCACUCGUCGUCUUCUGGCCUGUCCUUGUGGACUGACACAGGUGGAUUGUCUGCUUGGAAAAAACGGCCAUCGAAAUGAAGACAUAAUGGUGGACUAUUAUCUCCGUAGUCUCCUCUCUUAAACGGAGGAGUAUCAACACCAUCAUCUGGUAACAGAGAGGAGGUAGAAGCUGGACUGGUAGCUAGCUAAUAGGCUAAUUUCGCUAGCUAGUCAGUUAGCAGCUUCUCAGUGGGAUGCUGGAAGGAGGAGUUAACAUCAGUUGCUAGCUUUAAUCACUGUGAGGUUUGACUGUGGGUGUUAUAUUUAGUAAACCAGCUUAUAAUGAUAUAUUUAACCUCAUAUCUGGAGGUGAAGGUGAGGUUUUGACUGGCCACGUUGCUGGUAAAUGAGCUUGUGAUGGAUCCGAUUUGGAUAAUCAGCUAAGAAAAGCUAAUGUUGACCAAACUGGUGUGACUUGCUUGCCAGACGUUUUUUGUUGUCAGUUCAUGACUUUAUUUGCCAGCUUUUCAGGCUUCAGAGUGAAGCAUGUUGUUGACUUUGGAUGUGCUGAAGCUGUUUGUGGCAACAACAACCAGGAGAGGAGCUGUCAUGGCACAUGAGAGGCACAUAGGAGGUCAAAACACAGCUUUAACAUCAAGAUAUUAGUAUGCAUUUAGACACUGUUGUCAAGAUGUGGAUGUCAACUGACUGAAGUUAAAACAACAAAUACUAUUUGUUAAUCUGUUGCCUGACUGACAUUAAAACUACCCCUACUAGUUUACUUAUUAUUUUUCCUUGACAAUGCUUCUAGGAAUCCCACAUUUGAAGGUGUCAUUGUAAGAUGUGUAAUGCCAUUUAAAAACAUGGCAUUAAAGCUGAAGAACUGGAUCUCUACGGCAGCAGUGAGAUAAUACAGCCAGCUUUUCUGAGGGUUUUAUGUAAAGUGGAUCAAGCCAAUAUAAAUGGAACCGACAGUCCUGUCUGGCCCUUUGGGGCACACCACACAGUGGGAGCCAGAACAGCCAUUUCCUCUCGGAUUUCACACGCUGGAUUCAGACAAUGGAGGUGUGCUCUGUCAAAACAAGGGUGGCCAGACAGGUUUCAGAAACCAGGAUCAAACAUCGGAACAGAGUGAGGAAGAAAAUCCUUUCCAGGACCAGCCGGUAGAGUUGGACGACCUCAUACGUAUCGUUGAUUCUCGUGUAGAUCAGUCCAGUAUUUCCAAAGCUUCUCUCCAUGGUACUCAUAUAGAGGAAUUGUCCUUUACAGAAAACCACUGAGCAAACUAGUGAACUGAGUGACUUCACUUUGUCAUGGCUGUUUUCUCCCAAACUCACUGAUGUGGUUGGGAAAAGCUCUGCCCAUGAGGAACUCACGCAAGAAGGCCCUCUUGAGACCUCAAAUGACCUCAGUAGUCAGGCUGAGCUAAUAAGCCUCAGUGUACCGGUCUCUCCGUCGAAGGUUUCCAACACAGGGGAUCCACUUUUGUUGGUAGAUCUCCCCUCAAGUGAACACUCUUGUCUCCCCCCAGAGUCCUCGGGUGAGUGGAACCCACAGGGUGGUCAGCGAGGAGCUGGUAGACCUGUCCACAAGACCAGCAGGUGGGUCUCCCUCCCUCGCAGAGCAGGGAGGACAUUGUCACCUGAAAACCCGAGACAAAGGUUUAUUCCCUGAUCAAGUGACUGUACCCUGGAGCACUACCCUGCAAGUUUACCUGAGAACUGCCUCACGCAAUAAACACGUCAGCAGCACGCCACUGGAGUGUUUCGAAGGAUCUGUGCCUUUGUUGGAUUUAGAGGUCCCAGAUUGUGACAGCAAGUCUGAGCCCUGUGCCCUGCCAGUCCUCCCUCUCUUAUCUGCACAGGUGUGCCAUUAGAUUUAUCAACACAGGAGUUCGGAGGUGGAACAUGAAGGAGCUGCUGUAAAUAGAGAUGUGACUUCAGAGCAACCGGGGUGAGAAUGACUCAUUUGCUCUGGGUUUGUCAGCUUGAACCUUCAUCACUGACAGUGCCUCUGGCUGAAAGAUGCCUCCAUCCGAGGUGAUUUCACCAGUGAGAGCUGCUCUGUGGGAAAUGAGUCAAAUGAGGAUUUGAUGGAAGACAAUAUUUGUUCUGAAGCCAAAAAUCAAGGGAAUGAGGCAAUGGCUUUGGAUCUGUGCUUGACUACCGACGAGGUCCGCGGCGAGGAAACGUGGGACUUGAAACCUCGGGAUGAUGUACAGAACGGAAGUGUUCCCGAUCCAAACGACCGAACAGAGGGAAGAGGAGAGUAACCAGCUCGAAGGAUCCGAUUGUCAUGAGGUGGCUGUCUUUUGAUUUUUUCUGUCCAGGACUUGCACACUUCUUCUCCCGAGGCGGAUGGACUAGUGAGCAAACUGUGGAGACAAUUUCUCUCUCUAAGAUGGUGGUAGAUGACUCACUGCCAAUGGUCUCGGCUGUGAAUACGAGGGAGGAAGAUGUCUCCCCCACUAAAAGACGUAUUCGACGCUUUGGACCAAGACGGAGAUGGCUUUGUUCGUAUCGAGGAGUUUAUGGAGUUUGCUGCCGCCUAUGGGGCCGAUCAGGUGAAGGAUCUGACCAAGUUUUUGGAUCCCAGCGGACUGGGAGUGAUCAGCUUUGAAGACUUCCACCGUGGAAUCACUGCAAUCAGCAAUGGAGGUCCGGAGCCGCAGCUCUACAAUGUAAACUAUAGUCCGGGCGAUGGAGCUGUGGGCUGUCCAGAGGAGUACGAUGAGCAAAAUGAGGUGACAGACAGCGCGUACCUGGGCUCCGAGAGCACUUACAGCGAGUGCGAGACCUUCACAGAUGAGGACACGGGGGCCCUCGUGCCCCCCGAGAUGCACGAGGAAGUGGAGACGGACAGCGGCAUCGAGGCCACGCUGCACGACCCUGAAGACGGCGGAAAUAGGUUUUCCCUGAACUCCGAGCACCAUAACCACUCGCUGGUGACGGUCAUCGGCGGAGAGGAGGAGCACUUUGAGGACUUUGGGGAAAGCAACACCUCCGAGUUGUUACUGGAGAGCAGCGUGGAGGGGACCGAGGUGGGGGGCGAGUCCCCUCUCGCACAGCCGCCUGAGCAGAUCAAUGGCUCCUCACUGCUCUCUCCCAGUGCACCUGCUCCUCUCCCUGACUGCUUUCAGAGCUUCCUCAGGGAGGAGGCGCUGGACUUUUUCUGUAGCCAGUGUCACAAACAAAUAAGUCGUCUCGAGGACCUCUCCACGCGCCUCAAUUUCCUAGAGAUGACUAGCGCUGGCAAGAGGCUGUCCAGCAAGAAAGUAGCAAGACAUCUCCUCCAGAACAGCUCGAUGACGCUGGACACUAUGAGCGACUUGACGCGGGACAUCCUGGAGCUCGCCGACAACGACAUCACAGACAAGGUGCUCCUCCUGGAGCGUCGAGUGGCGGAGCUGGAAAAGGAGUCGGAGUCGUCGGGGGAGCAGCACACGCGGCUACGCCAGGAGAACCUUCACCUGGUGCACCGGGCCAACGCCCUGGAGGAGCAGCUGAAGGAGCAGGAGCUCCAAGCCGACGAGCAGCUAGAGAAGGAGACCCGCCGUCACAAGGAGGCCCUGAUCAAGCUGGAGAGGGAGAGGGGGCUGGAGCUAGAAAACCUGCAGGCCAGGCUGCAGCAGCUGGACGAGGAGAACAGCGAGCUGAGGUCCUGCGUUCCUUGUCUUCGAGCAAACAUCGAGAGGCUAGAGGAGGAGAAGAGGAAGCUGCAGGAUGAGACGGAAGCCAUGUGCGACAAGCUAGAGGAGGAGACGGAGUCCCGUAGGAAGAUGGCUGACAAGCUGAGCCACGAGCGCCACCAGAGCCAGAAGGAGAAGGAGUGCACACAGGAGCUCAUUGAAGACUUGCGUAAACAGCUGGAGCACCUACAGCUCUACAAACUGGAGGCCGAAGCGAAGAGAGGGCGCACACCUGGAGCAGGGCUGCAGGAAUAUCAGACCCGCACCCGCGAGGCCGAGCUGGAGCAAGAGAUCAAACGACUCAAACAGGACAACCGCACCCUGAAGGAGCAGAACGACGAGUUAAACGGCCAGAUCAUCAACCUGAGCAUCCAGGGAGCCAAGAACUUGAUGUCGGCCUCCUUCUCCGACUCUCUAGCUGCUGAGAUCAACAACGUGUCUCGUGUAGAGUUGAUGGAGGCCGUCCACAAACAGGAGGAGAUCAACUACAGGCUCCAGGACUACAUCGACAAGAUCAUCGUGGCCAUCAUGGAGUGCAACCCCUCCAUCCUAGAGGUCAAAUAGAUGCCAUGCAGCCAGAUAGCCAGCGCACAGUGACUCCUCAGGCUGUUAAAAAAUAUUGGAGACUUAAAAGAAAACUACCAAGAGAGGAUGUAAAAAAAUAUUCGGACAUCAUUUUGGUAGGAAAACAACAACAACAACAACAACAACAACAACAACAACAACAACACACUCAACUCAUCCAAAAAGGAUUUAAUUAAGAUUUCUAAGAAGUCCAUGGCUAUCAGUGAAAAAUAAGCAAUUUUCAGUUGGAUAUCCCUUUGAGUCUGUGCUUAUAUGUGAGUGUAUGUGUUCUAACCCUCCUGAGUACACUUGGGUCCUGGUGACCUCCAUGUAUUUGGCUAGAGGGACCCGAGUCUCCCCUGUCGACUGAGUGAAUGUGUAAAUGUGUGCAAGAGGGUCAGUAUCACAAAGAGUAGAAAAUCUUUCCCCAAAAAAACAAAAACAAAGUGUCAAUGUUUGAUUGAGUUAAAAAACAAGAAACAAUCAGACGAUUCUACAGUACCGAAAGGCCUUAAAUGAAAGGUGAUCCAAGUAUUCAUUGAUUAUGCAUGCCAUACAUGCCUCAGUUCAGUCUGUGAAGUGUUAACUGGGAUGAUGGUGGUAUGUGGGAUGUGAUCUCCUGAAUCAGGCUGAAUCGUGUUUUAAAUCACAAAGCCGUAUGAAGCGCUGGGCAGGAGAUCGGAGCGGCAGCUUCCUCUUUUGAAUUGAAUGUGUUUUAAAGUUUGCGGUGCUGCCUACCGGUCCCUAUAACCGUGUGUCCUGUCCUUUUAACCAAGUUCUUUCCAGCGAACCCAAGUGAGGGACGUUUCUAAGGGGUCGAGGAUGAGAAAUGCCCGGAGGGUUUUUGUGUGUGUGUGUGUGUGUGUGUGUGUGUGUGUGUGUGUGUGUGCGUGUGUGUGAGGUGUUUGACAUUUUUUUUUGCGCAGUGUUACUUAAAGGUUUUGAAAAAGCUUGGUGACACUUGCAAGUAAUAUAAGCUUCAAUGUCCCAAAUGAAGGAACUGGGUGGUUUAUGAUUUGCUUCAUCUCAUUUAUUGUUUUUUACAAUGAAACAGGGUCCCGGAGCUCAGGUGGGCUGGAAACCUCAAGUGGAAAAAAACACUACAUUUCCCAUCACUCCUUGGCACAAAUAUGAAAUAACUCAAACUGAUCUGGGUACUGUAACUGACAAAAUAUAACCUGCUCACACUGACACAUUCACUUUGUAAACUCUCCAGACACUUGAACUAAGCAUGAAGGGAAACGUGACGAGUGAUUCUGGGAAUUGUAGUGUAUUUUAUUUUAUUAUUUUUCUAAUAGUACAGCCCACCUGACCCCAGUGUUCUCUUGCUGAGUGAAAGUAAUGGGGAGCAAGCUUAUCCAGGUAACCAACCUUUUUUUUUGUCGCUGCACAAGUGAUUUAUUGUCGGUAAAAAUGCAUUUGACAAGUUGUAUGUGAAUAAUCAAAUGGUUGUACUUUGCACUAAGUUUUGAUUUCAUUAUUGUUUUGUUGAUAGAAAAAAAAAAUGUUUAUUGUGAAGGGAUCAAUUUAUAAAUGAUGAUAGUUUUGGUGAAGAAGAAAAACGCUAAUUUUAAUGUCAUAUCGAAUUGGAAUUAUUCAAGAAAACUACAUUUUGCAGCCAUGCUUUAAGAUGAGUUUAGUUACAUAUUGUAUUUUUUCAGCCAUCAGGAGUACAGAUGAGCUUUUUCUGCUGGCUGUUGGCCAGUUUGAUGGUUUUCCAGACCAGAUAUAUAUAUAUAUAUCACUGAAGAGACAUGGCGGACUUUGGUAGCAAUAAUGCUUUGAAAGAAAGUGGACAUUGGUGGAGGGCAGAUGAAACAAACCUGCUCUUUUAUUUCCUCUGCUGAAGCAACAUCUGCUUUCUCGAAGAUGUACGGACUGUUUUUGGACUGAUGCCGUUCUUAUCGGUACCUCGCAGCCAUCAUGUUUGGACUCAGAAACUGGACGUAAAAAACACCUGCCAGACGUCUUGACGGAUUUCUAGUUGCAGGGAAGGUUGUUUUUGUCCAAACAGCAUGGCGUUCUGCACCAAUAUGCUAAGGAAGAAUUCCUAUUUUUCACCCUGUUUCACCUCUACGUCACUGCUCUCCUUCACCUGCCACUCCAUGGGAAAAAAAAAUGGCCUUGGAUGUAAAUGACUUGUACAUGUAAAGUUUUUUCUACACUCAUUCUAGAUUCUAGGUAUUUUUAUAGUCCGAAGAAAAGAACAUUUCUUCUUCUCGUCUUAUGCUGAGAGACAGCUGCCUGUAUUCUUCUCUAGCAUGUAGCGUGUACAGUAUCUGUUUUCUUUUUUUUUUUUCUGUUUUGAAAUCACAUGCCGAUAUUUAUUCAUCAUUUGACACAAAACGACAACUCACAACUCUGUGAUCUGUUCUGCUGAAUAUAUAUAUCUUUGUACAUUUUUUUUUGAAUUCACAAGGGGGAGGGGAGAUUAAUUCUGGUGGGAGAAUUUAUUGAUUUUCGGGAGAAAUGUUUAAAGCAUUUGUCUUUGGGUGACUCGACCGUCGUGUGCGAAAGCUUGAAUGUGACCUGCUCGGUUUGUUGAGGUCGUGGCGCUCUUCCAUAAUGCUGACGUCGCUGUGACCUCCUCAGGGUUGUGAUGUUAGACAUAAUGGCAGAGUCUGCAGUUUCUACUGUUGUCUUCCCAGAUGGAGUCAGAUGGUCCUGCAUGGAAACACCGAUUUUUAUUAUAUAUAUCUCUGAUUCAGUCCUAUGUUUUGACUGAGAAAUCAUAUGCUAUAAUUUCCAUUAGUGGAGUUGUGAGACCUCACAAUGUCAACACGCGACACCUAAAACCUCAUACCACGGCUUUGCUGAGUUCAGCUUCCUGCCUUUUAGUGUGGCAGGAGGUUUGCCCCAACAGAUUUAAAACAGGAAAUGGGAUGACACUUGAACACAGCAGGCUAUACUUCACUUAAUUCUCUCCCUGCUUCAUAUUUUACUGAGUUUGACAGAUAGUUUGGGGACUACGGCAACAGAUGAACUAGACAUCGAGACCACAGAGCUGACUAAACAUUCCCUUUUAGCAGAGCUGAAGGUGACUGCACUUUAACCACCAAAUUACUCCAUUUUGCUUUUCAAAAUGACCAAAGACAGAUGUUUCAACUUUAAACUGAUAAUUUUAUCUUAUCAGGGUCUGUGAUCUUUUGGUAACUUGUUCUAAUAAAUCAACCGACUCCGAGCUCGCCCUGAAAGAAAAACAUAAAACUGGCCUGCUAGUCUAAACACUGUGCCUCUGUGUCUCAAACUUUGCCUCUUGACUAACCUGAUGAUGAGCCCUGGGGAAAGCACUGACCACGUGACUGUCAGUUUGUUAAAUUAUAACGAUGAAAAACCUAAACUGUAAAUAUGAAUUGUCAUUUUUGUGAACUUUUUCUCUCUCUCUCUCUCUCUCUCUCACGCUCACUUCCAGUGUCCAAAGAAAGUUUGCUCAAGGCACAAACAUCACUACUGGAGUAGUGCAUGGCUUGCCAUUACGUGACAUGGGAAGAUUAAAAAGAGAAUAUUGUAGAAAAGAGAAAUUGUAAAAGUUAAAUUUAUUCCUAUUUUCAAAGAUAAAUGUAUAAAUUAUAACAGUAUUGGUUACAGCUGUAUAUUAUUUUUGAAGAUUCCCCGAAUGAUCUAAUCCUAAUUGUUACUGGGGAAAUAUAAUUUCAGUCAUUGUAAAAAGAGAACAAUUUAAAGGUAAGCAGUGAAAGUAAGAUUAGAAAAAUAAAUGGAAUAAAAUGA